CGAGCAUUGUUCGCAACGCGCGUACACGCGUCUAUACAACGAAAUUAGUUAAUUGAUUAUACGUUAUGCUUAUAAAUACCUAAUGAAAUGGCAUUAUUAAUAAAAGAGUAUUUAUUCAAUGUGAAAUCUUUGAACAGAUGUCAUAAGCUGCGUGCUACGAGUAGAAGUAUCAAACAAUGGACACGAACAAACAGUGCAUCUAUGAUAGAAAAACCAACAUCUACAUAUGUUAACUUUCAAGACACUAAUAAAAGAAAUAUACAUUUAAGCUAUGCGCUGGAUAAAUCUGUGGCUUUUAAAUUGUCCGAUAUAGGAGAGGGAAUACGAGAAGUCGUAAUAAAAGAAUGGUUUGUUAAAGUCGGCGACAAGGUUCAACAAUUUGACAAUAUAUGUGAAGUUCAGAGUGACAAGGCCUCGGUCACGAUCACUAGCCGGUAUGACGGUGUUGUUAGCCGUCUUUAUCAUGAAGUGGAUCAAACAGCUUUUGUUGGAGAACCUCUAGUAGAUAUUGAAGUAGAAAGCAACGAAGAAGAUACGUCAACAACUAAAGAACACGAUAUAUCGACGAAGACAGCAGAUAUCUCAACUGCACAAAAGACAGAAAACUCUUUGAAAAAGAAUAAAGUACUAACAACACCAGCUGUGAGGAGGAUCGCUUCCCAGUUUCAAGUGGACUUAAGUGCAGUUACAGCAACGGGAAGAAAUGGGCGUUUAUUGAAAGAAGAUUUGCUUUCAUACCUCAAUAUAACUUCUGAUAAGUCUAAUGACAUUCCUGAGACUGUUAAAUCAGAUUCCUCUUUUAGCAAUGAAACAAAUAAAAGUAUGGAGGUAUUAGAGGACAAAAUCGUUCCCGUAUCCGGUUUUACGAAAGCGAUGGUGAAGUCUAUGACAGAAGCAAUGAAAAUACCUCAUUUUGGAUUUUGUGACGAGUAUAAUGUCACUAAUUUGGUAGAAGUACGAGAAAUACUCAAACAUGUAGCACAUAAAAGAGGCGUUAAGUUAACAUACAUGCCCAUCAUUUUGAAAGCUGCAUCGUUAAGUUUGUUAAAUUUCCCUACUUUAAACAGCAGCCUCGACAACGCAUGCGAGAACAUUAUAUAUAAAGCUAGUCAUAAUAUUGGUGUAGCAAUGGAUACACCGAAUGGAUUAGUGGUACCUGUUAUAAAGAAUGUACAAAAUAAAAAAAUUAUUGAUAUAGCUAAGGAAUUAAAUAUGUUACAAGACAAGGGCGCCAAAGGUCAACUUGGUAUAACUGACAUUUCUGGUGGAACGUUUACAAUAUCUAAUAUAGGAAUAGUAGGAGGAACUUACACCAAACCAAUAAUUUUGCCACCUCAGGUAUCAAUUGGUGCUUUGGGAAAAAUACAGAUUUUGCCAAGAUUUGACUCGGAAGGAAAAGUUACACAAGCUCAUAUUCUUACAGUUAGUUGGUCCGCUGACCACAGGGUCAUCGAUGGUGUAACGAUGGCUCGAUUCUCAAAUCAACUAAAAGAAUAUCUAGAAAAUCCCUAUAGUCUUUUAUUGGAUAUGUAAUAAUUGCCAAACAAUAAUAUAUUUUUUUAAUUGUAUUCGAUUACAGAUUUUUAUACAUACUUAUACACAA
Molecule: messenger RNA, 1603 nt
Organism: Zerene cesonia (dogface butterfly)
Lineage: Eukaryota; Metazoa; Arthropoda; Insecta; Lepidoptera; Pieridae
Gene: Dbct
Product: lipoamide acyltransferase component of branched-chain alpha-keto acid dehydrogenase complex, mitochondrial
Exons: 9
Coding region: 88-1533 (481 amino acids)
Cellular component (GO): cytoplasm; mitochondrion
Molecular function (GO): lipoic acid binding; acetyltransferase activity
Source: RefSeq, a predicted model, not a curated record